Messenger RNA from Temnothorax curvispinosus, 1474 nucleotides. Its product is annotated as cytoplasmic 60S subunit biogenesis factor REI1 homolog 1-like. The record is from RefSeq and is a predicted model, not a curated record. Lineage: Eukaryota; Metazoa; Arthropoda; Insecta; Hymenoptera; Formicidae. The transcript is spliced from 2 exons. Bases 1 to 1197 code for a protein of 398 amino acids. Gene Ontology annotation, cellular component: preribosome, large subunit precursor. Gene Ontology annotation, biological process: ribosomal large subunit biogenesis. Gene Ontology annotation, molecular function: zinc ion binding; nucleic acid binding.
AUGGAAUAUAUUGGAGGAUAUAUGGAAGAUCGAUGGUUUACUAUUACUAAUUUUAGUAGGAUGUGCGAAGAUUGGGUUUCCCAUGUGCGAAGAUCCUGGAAACAUUACGGUUCCAAACGGCACGAUUACAAUUUACAAGAAACAUUGAAUGGAUCCUUUCCGAUGAUCAAUACUUACAAACAUUUCGACAUUUCGGCAGAAGCGAUUGGUAAUUAUAUGUUUGAUUCUGGCCUCAUUGUACACGGAGGGUCCAAGCGAAAACAGAAGCGGAAAGAGAAGUAUCAAACAGUAGUAGACGAAGAAAAAGAAGAAGAAGAUCGCGAGAAUGAAAAAGCAGCCAGGAAGGAACUGGAAAAGCGGUUCUGUGAAAUCUGCCGAAAGAAAUUUAGCUGUCAGAAACAGUACGAGAAUCACCUAGCCUCGAAAGCUCAUAAAAAGAAGAUUCGGGACCAAAAGAAUAAAACCGUAGCAACCGUUUCUAGAAAUAAAGAACGCAGAACUACAAAGAAUGUUGUCGGUUUCAGCAAAGAAAGGAUUAAUUCGAUUUCUUCCAGUACUAAUAAUCAAUUAUCGUCGCCGUCCAGUUAUAUUCCGCGCCGUCCUCUUAUCUUGAAUGGUCGAUACAUGGACGUUCAUAUAUGUUAUUGUCUGUUCUGCAACGAACGUAAUCAAUCCUUAGAGUACAUUAUGGAACACAUGGCGAAGAGUCAUUCGUUUGUCAUACCUGAUUUGGAGUACUGCGUGAAUCCAAUAGGCCUGUUAUUGCACUUGGCAGAGAUAGUUUAUUUUAAUUUCCAGUGUAUUGAUUUCCAGUGUCGUAAAAAGUCUGAAAAGUCAGGAAAGAAAUGGAAAAGUUAUAACGCAGUGAGGAUGCAUAUGAUUGCUAAGGGCAAGCGCCACUGCGAGUUAUUCUUCGUUGACUAUAUCGACGAGUUUUAUGAUUACACCAACCGUCCAGACGACGAGACUGCUGAACCAGAAGAGUUGUCGAAAGUUCACGAAGCUAAUUGUAAGCUGCUGGAAUCAUCAGACGUUAACAAGGCUAAGCAACCUUUGACACCUGGCAGGUUUAUGAAUCGUGCUUUGUUCGAUAAAAUUAAGCGGUAUAAGCAAGACCUCGAGACAAAGAGGAAACUGAGAAACAGCAUCAAAAAAGCUACCUUGCCCUGCCGAAAAUGUUCGAUUAAAACCGAUUAAAACAUAAUCCGUUUUAAUCGGUUUUAAUCGGUUCAAUCCGCGCCCGGAUUAAAAAGUAAUCGAUUUUAAUUCCAAACUAAUCAGAAUGGGUUUUGAUAUCGCUUUUGCAGAUUAUUUCCAAUCCGAAAUCAUUACAUUCUAAUCCAUAUUGUUGUCAAUCCAAAAUAAACACUAAUAAUCGGAUGGAUAUAUAAUCCAAAAUAAUCCGCCUAAUUUUGUAUAUUUCUUUUCAAGAGAUGAGUCCGUUUCAAUUACAAAAACACCAAUUCAAUAAAAU